Molecule: messenger RNA, 1679 nt
Organism: Astyanax mexicanus (Mexican tetra)
Lineage: Eukaryota; Metazoa; Chordata; Actinopteri; Characiformes; Acestrorhamphidae
Product: legumain-like
Exons: 13
Coding region: 1-1242 (413 amino acids)
Biological process (GO): vacuolar protein processing
Molecular function (GO): cysteine-type endopeptidase activity
Source: RefSeq, a predicted model, not a curated record
AUGAGUGAGAGAACAGCCAAGCAGUGGGUUCUUCUGGCUGCUGGUUCCAGGGGCUGGAUAAAUUACAGACAUCAGGCUGAUGUGUGUCAUGCCUAUCAGAUGGUUCACCAGCAUGGUAUUCCAGAUGAGCAGGUGGUGGUGAUGAUGUAUGAUGAUAUAGCGAACAAUGAAGAGAACCCAAAUCCAGGUGAAAUCAUUAACAAGCCCAACGGAACCAAUGUCUACCCAGGAGUACUGAAGGACUACACUGGAGACGAUGUUUCAGCCAGCAACUUCCUGGCUGUGCUUUGUGGAGAUGAAGCAGCUGUUAAUAAACAGAACACAGGAGCAAAGAAAGUCUUGAAAAGUAAUGAAAACGACGUGAUUUUCGUCUUCCUCUCAGAUCACGGGAAUAAAGGAAUAUUUGCCUUUCCCAGGGGUUAUCUUUAUGCAUCUGACCUUAUGGCCACUAUAAAAGAGAUGGCAGAACGCCAGCAGUUCUCAAAGAUGGUGAUUUAUAUAGAAAGCUGCUGUUCUGGAUCCAUGAUUGAACAUCUCCCACAAAACAUGCAGGUUUACGGAGUUUCUGCCUCCAGCCCCUCUCAAUCCCACUGCGCCUGUUUCUAUGAUGAAGAAAGAUUUACGUUUCUCGCUGGAGAAUUCACUGCAUGUUGGCUUUUCCACUGUCAUACUUCUGACUUUACCAGAACCACCCUCCAGGAUCAGUUUGUGCAUUUGCGAGAGAUGAUCACCCAGUCUACUCCUUAUCAGUACGGUAACAACGAGCUUAGCAAAAUGUUCCUCUGCACAUUUUUGGGCUCUUCGUCUCAGACAGCAGAUUCUAAACCAACUGAAUCCUUCACACUAACUCACCUCACACCAUCCUGUGAGGUUCCACUGAUCAUCCUAAAGAACAAAAUUCAGAGAGAAACAGACCCAGAGAGAAGAGAAGCUCUACAGCGAGACUACCACAAGAAGAUCCAGACGAGAGCUAAGAUUGAAAGGACGAUGCAAGACAUUGCUAAGCUUGCCUCUCCUGAAGUUGGCACCAUGCCUUUAAAGGACAGAAAUCCACUUACUGGACUGAACAAUAUGAAAGAUGUAGCAGAACAUUUCAGAUUGACCUUCAGUGAGUGGUGUGAGGAGCAGGAUGAUGGAUUUGUCCUGUCUUGUAUGCAUGUAUUUGCAACUCUUUUGGAGUCUGGAGUGGAGGUUGCCAGGAUUAAAGAAGCUGUAAGUUAUGUGAACUCCAGUGAGCACUGAAGCUGAAGAACUACUGAUCUACUGACCGCAGUUCCAGCUCUAACUCUCAUUUUCAAACAUCACUGACUGAAAGUGAUUUAAAUAUUCAUGAUUUACUUUAAUGUGCACUUUCUGUCACUUCACAAUUGAGUAUGGUCAAUUUUAUUGAUUUAUUUGUCCUAUUUGUUAGCAGACACUUUAAGGUUUUACACAACAAUACAUUUAUACACAGUCAGUUAAUGUAUUUUGAGUUAAUUAGACAUUUUGGUUAAGACAAAAACUUAACAUGCUUUAUGAAUCUGUCUUAUUUAUCCAAAUAAAAGUAUCAAUUUUACUUUCCCAUACCAACUAGCUCAAAUGUGAUACUGCAAUAAACAUAGUGACAAUAAAAAGACAACAAGCUAACUGUUCAAAACAAUGUCAUUUUAUUUCAAAACUAUUAAAAUUAACAAACAGUA